Messenger RNA from Penicillium daleae, 1194 nucleotides. RefSeq lists its product as uncharacterized. Gene Ontology annotation, molecular function: protein binding. NCBI's taxonomy places the organism in Eukaryota, Fungi, Ascomycota, Eurotiomycetes, Eurotiales, Aspergillaceae. The coding region runs from base 1 to 1194 and encodes 397 amino acids. The record is from RefSeq and is a predicted model, not a curated record. The transcript has a single exon.
AUGGAGCAGCAUACCCUCCGCCGCCGGGGCCUCGGUCUCCGCGGCAUCGACGAACGAGUCUCGCCUGGCUACGUCCUCUACUCUCCACUUACAUCGAACACCGCGCACCUUGUCUCGACUUCUGGAAAAGAAGUUCACCGUUGGACUCUUCCCCACCGCGCUGGUCGGCAUUCCCGCAUCCUGUCUGAUGGAUCUCUGGCGUACAAUGGCGUUCACCCAGAUGCCCCCGCGCUGUUUCCAAUGUGGGCCAAGUAUCGCGGUGGUGUCAUGAUGCAGCUUGAUCCGUCAGGCAAGAUAUUACAGCAGUAUUCCGAUCCAUAUGCCCAUCAUGACCAGAAUCACCUGGGUGAUGGAACUAUCCUCUACACCACCCUCGAACCUCUCACUGCCGAAGAGGCGGCUCGCGUGCGCGGUGGUAUCCCGGGCAGCGAAGCCUCAGGAGGUAUUAUCUACGGCGACUGUAUCAAGCUAGUGGAUCCCUGGUCCGUCUCGAAUAAUUCAUCCUCGGCCGAUUUCGACGGCAGUAACGGCAAGGGUGGUGCCAAGUUACUCUGGUCCUGGCGCGCGAUUGACCAUCUCGAUCUCGAGGCUUUCGCCGCACACCCACACUACCCACGCGAGCACUGGCCUCUAAUUAACAGUGUUAGCUUUGACUCAGAGGGAAACAUCAUAGCCUCGACGCGCAAUGCUUCCGGCGUCUUCAUCAUCAGUCGAAAGACCGGGGAAGUCGUUUGGCACUUGACCGCGCCGACAGUCUGUCAACAGCACUGUGCGCACCAAAUCAAUUCCGCAGGCGACAUUCUCAUCCUCGAUAACGGCGUCUUCAGACCUGAGAUAUCCGUGCCGUUCUCCCGGGCCAUUGUUGUUUCUCGCGAUAAACAGAUUAUAUGGGAAUACAAGGAUACGACGACCGGCGGCCUGGGCUUUUUUACUCCGUUUAUGGGGUCGGCGCAUAAAUUGGGGAACGGGAAUGUAUUGAUAUGUGAGGCCGCGACUGGUCGGAUUAUUGAGGUUACUGAGGGUGGUGAGGUAGUGUGGGAAUUUGUUGUUCCACAGUUGCAGGACUAUAAGGCUGUUAUGGGCAAGAAUGAGCUAGAGGAGAUGGAGAGGAUUGGUUUCUCGAACCAGAGCAAUGCGAUUUUUAGGGCUUACAAGUAUCGGCCUGAGGAGGUGCCUUGGCUGAAGGAAGAAUGA